AUGAAAUACACGUCCUCAAUAUCAUUUCUUUUGACGGUAUUCUUCGCUGCUACGAUUUCAGGUAAAGAUAUACAAGGACCUCUGUCAGACAACAAUCUUGGUCCCGCGAUGCCUCCUAAAUCAGAACCCUCUUCUGAUCCCGUCGGUGGAGGUGAUACAAUCAUUCUAUCGGAUGUUCUAGGCAGAGAUCGAAGCAUCAAUAUAUUCGCUGGAUUUACAAGAGAUAUAGCACCCAUAAGUCAGCGAUUUGCUGAUGGUGGCCAAAACACAACCAUUCUUGCCCCAGUCAACAGUUGUAUAAUGGCUCUGCCUCGAAAGCCAUGGGAAGACCCAGAAGAUUAUGAUAAGCUUGGAGCCAAUGCAUAUGAGGGUAAAGAUGGAGAAGAGAGGGCCCAUAGGAAUCUGCGGAGAUUUGUGGAAGCUCACAUCGUCCCUGCGAGUCCAUGGAAGGAAGGUGAGAAAAUAAAGACUUUGGUUGGAGAUGAGGUCUGGUGGGAGAAUAAGGACGGAGUGAAACGAUUGCAACCUGGAAAUAUUGAGGUCUCAAGCAUAACAGGUGAUGUUCACAACGGGCAAGUCUGGAUAUUGAAGAAUGUCAGAAACUACGCAUAG
This is a messenger RNA of Botrytis deweyae, 612 nucleotides long. RefSeq lists its product as uncharacterized. NCBI's taxonomy places the organism in Eukaryota, Fungi, Ascomycota, Leotiomycetes, Helotiales, Sclerotiniaceae. The record is from RefSeq and is a predicted model, not a curated record. The transcript is spliced from 2 exons. Bases 1 to 612 code for a protein of 203 amino acids.